Neodiprion virginianus is the source of this 4203-nucleotide messenger RNA. It is a transcript of the gene CycY, whose product is annotated as cyclin-Y-like protein 1. Gene Ontology annotation, molecular function: cyclin-dependent protein serine/threonine kinase activator activity; protein kinase binding. The record is from RefSeq and is a predicted model, not a curated record. Gene Ontology annotation, biological process: regulation of canonical Wnt signaling pathway; regulation of cyclin-dependent protein serine/threonine kinase activity. The coding region runs from base 894 to 1922 and encodes 342 amino acids. Gene Ontology annotation, cellular component: plasma membrane. NCBI's taxonomy places the organism in Eukaryota, Metazoa, Arthropoda, Insecta, Hymenoptera, Diprionidae. The transcript is spliced from 4 exons.
GCAGUACUGCGAGUAUAUUUCGGAAUACACCCUUGAUUAUGACUCUCAUCCGAGCGUUUUGAUUGGUACAGAGUAUAUAUUCACUGCGGAAUAGCUGCCCAAAUCCAAUCAGAUCAUCUAUUCAACACUUCGAUAAAGGAUGGCGGCGAAAAUGGGAGUAACCGACCGGACUCUGUUCAACUCAACCAGUUAAAAAUGCUAUUAGACUAUUCGUACAGCCGUCGAAGUUUCGCAGAUAACAAACCUCUCCCCCCCGUGUCGAAAUUGUGUAUACAGACUGAUUCGCAUCCCCGCGGUUCAUGAAAAGCGGUGUUUAAUAUUGUUCUAAGAGAACGUGUUUACUAUGCGCAGUAAAAUGAUACUGGCGAGGAUCCGAUGAGGUACUCAACCUCAAAAAUUGCCGGCAAGUGUUCGCAGCAGCGUUAGGCGUGUCACAGUUAUUGGAGCCGUUUACAAUUGGUUACAUCUGUGUGUGUACACGAUAUAUAUACAUAUAUUUUUUAUAUUGUAACUUCUGCUCGUUUCAUCCAAAGUGUGCCAAACAGAAGUCUUGAGACAAUUACCAGACUCAGUAUCAAUGAGCGUUGAAUAAAUAAGUAUUACAAGACUCGGUAGGUGGUCGCGAUGAAAAUCAACGGAAUGUAUUUUGUCGCCCGUGUCACCAUCAUCACCACGACCCGCAUCAGCUGAUCGUGUCAAAUUGACAUGUAGAUUUAGUUUGUCAAAUUAUGUCUAAUCCUUGUGCGCUACGAGCAUUUACCUCCUCAAUGUUUUCGUGAAGCGAGUGAAAAGAACGAGUAGAGAAAACGGUAUAGAGAAUAAGGAGAUAUUCGUGAGAUCGUCGGUCGUCGAGAUCGUCGUGAGAUAUUAAAAAAUUAGAAAGCUAUCAAGUUAUGGGCAAUAAGAAUAGUUGCUGUGUUUACGCAAGCCCUCAAACAGGGCGAAAGGAAUUAGGGCGUGAGUGCGGAGGCAGAGGGCUAGAGGAACAUCUUCCAGAGGGUGAAAUCAGUGCGAAUAACUUGCAACAUAUAAGCGAGCGUGAACCAGAAGACUGGGACUCGGACCCAUCGCUACAUCCAUGUGCAGGCACAAUUUUUAUGGAGCGAUCUAAACAGGCAAUUGAAAAUGGAAUGGUUAGGAAAAAAAGUCAGCACCAAAUUGCUGACACAAGGACGUUGAAGAAAAGCAGCAGUUGUAGUACCAUCUAUCUUGACGAUAGUACCGUGUCGCAACCCAAUCUUAAAAAUACCGUUAAAUGUGUCGCGUUAGCUAUAUAUUAUCACAUUAAGAAUCGAACGUCGCAACGUCAGAUCGACAUAUUCGAUGAAAAACUUCACCCACUUACGAGAGAUGGUGUUUCUGAAGACUAUCACAGACAUAAUCCAGAGCAUAAGCAAAUAUACAAGUUCAUUAGAACAUUGUUUAAUGCCGCUCAGCUCACAGCUGAAUGUGCUAUUAUAACACUAGUUUAUCUAGAACGGCUUCUCACUUAUGCCGAAGUUGACAUAACUCCUGCUAAUUGGAAGCGAAUCGCACUUGGUGCCAUACUUUUAUCUUCCAAGGUGUGGGAUGAUCAGGCAGUGUGGAACGUUGACUAUUGUCAAAUACUUAAAGAUAUCACUGUGGAAGACAUGAACGAAUUGGAAAGGCAGUUUCUGGAAAUGCUACAAUUUAAUAUAAAUGUCCCUUCAAGCGUGUACGCAAAAUACUACUUCGACCUCCGCACGCUUGCAGAGGCUAAUGAACUAACAUUCCCUAGUGAACCGCUUAGCAAAGAGAAGGCACAAAAGCUUGAGGCAAUGUCCAGGGUAUACGAAGACAAAGUAACGGCAGAAGUAUUACGUAAGGGUAUUAAAAAAUGGUCCAGUUUGGACAAUGUGUGUAUAGGUGGACCGAGACGUAGCAUUGCUAUCCUUUCUUAAAACCAUUAUGGCAUAUAAUGAUGCUUCUACACUUACACUUUGGAUGAAUUAAGUGCGUAUGUGGAAAAAUGCUCAAACUGUCUCUCCUUCUCUCUCUCGACGUUUGCGGCGGUUAAAUCUGCUUUGAACGAGUAACAAUUUCACCCCAGUUACCUGAACCACCACCCAAAUGCACUAAAUUGGUUGUAUAAUUUAUUCCCUAUAGGCAUAUUCGGUUAAGUUGCAUUUGAAAUAUCGACUGAAACUCGUUAAUCAUUUUUCAGCGGCUCUAGAUUCCGUUCUGAAGUGAAUGUGUAGAAUCUCCAUUUAUACAGCUUUUCAAUCUUCCAUCCAUUGCAAACUAUGUUGCAAUUUUUCUUUUACUUCAUGCUUCAUCCUGCCACCAAUAUGAUAUGUAAGAGCUUAUGCUCCUAGAAAUAAAACAACAUUGUGAUAUUCAACUGUCAUAAUAAGAUUUAAAAAAAAAAAAGGAAAAAAAUAUGUAACCCUAAGCAUUUAUAUUAUAUUAUCAUUAGGAGAACUUAUACUUGUUUUGUCGCAGAUUUUAAUCUAAAAGAAAAAUGUAAAUCUUAUCGUAUGCUUUGAACAAGCAAAGGUAGGUGACCAAUAGAAUAGUGUUAUAAAUUCAACAAGAACCUAAUAUAAUCAUCUGCACAGUUUUGGUGCUCUUCAAGGUAUAUUUUAUAAUUUGUGAUAUUAAAUUUGGAUAAUCUUCAAUGAGCCAAAGUAGCGGGAACCAUUUUUGACAAGCAAACUUAUAAACUUUUUGACGAAAACUCACAUCAACGUCAGAUUCUCCCCAAAACUUAACACUGUUUUCUUUGUUAAUUUCCCAUAUUUCUACACAUUAAUCUAAUAAAUUUACCCCCAUCAUGUGAUGAUCCUGUAAACUGCCAUUUUAUACAUGUAAUUUUUGUUCGUUUUCAAUCAAAUUGAAUCAUCAAUCAGUGAAUGUAAUUAAAUUCGUUAUACAUAUUAUACAUUUGUCCCUUUGUAGGAUACACCAUCAUUUUAAUGGUCCACUGUACGCAUCAUUCACAUUGGAUAUAUUACAACAUUUUUUGAAUUGGGAUCACAUCAUGUUUUUAUAGUAUUAGUCAACGACGAAUAAGAAUGAGAAACCGUUGAAGGUUUAAACCUUGCAUAACAGUUGAAAAUAAUUCCACAUAAAAACUAUUAGAUGAAAGUUAUAAUUAUAUAUGUAAAUAUAUACAUUUCUACUUUAUUGUAUUGGAAAGAAACGAUUUCAUAUUGCUUGAAGUCUAGUAAUAAAAAUUAGUAAUAAAAAAUGUACCUGCCUGUAUUUUAAUAUCACACCACAGUGUGUCAUUCAACUUCGUAUUUUAUAUUGUGAAAAAAAUGAAAAAUUUGAAUAUUCGUUUUACUGAUCUAAAAAAGAAGUAAAUAUGUGCCGAAUUAUAUGCAUAUAUAUCGACUCAUGUUGAAAAAUUACGAAUAAUAUAUACAAUUAUAUACGCAUUUCGUCUGUAUGUAAGCAUUUUAUGGCAAUCAUGUACAACACUUAUGUUUACAGAGCUGACGCCUAUAUAACUAGAGUAUGACAGAAUUUGCCCCAAGUGUUUUUUGUUUUACCUUAACUGUGAAAAUAACGAGUGCUUCGAAGAAGAAUUUGGAAUACGUGAAAAAUGAAAAAAAGGUAAUUAGCUGAGAACCAUAUUGUUUAUAAUUAAGUGUAAAGUUUUAAUAAAUUAUCCUCAGAGCUACAUAAUAGAUAUAAUAGUAAUAAUAAUUUUAUAUAUGUAUAUGAUAAAAAGCACACACGCAUUGCAAAAUCAUUAUAUUCACAAGUUUAUUUUCAUCCUCGUAUAAUAAUUCAUAAUUUAUCAUGAUGUUUAUCUUCUUCCAAUCAAAUUAAUAUACAAUAUAUUUUAUAUCAAUAUUAGAAUAGAUAAUAAGUGUUAUAUACGAUACGAUCUAAUAAAGAAAGUUUUUUAUAAUAAUAUAUUAUAUAGCAGCAGGAAUGGCUCCCCACUAUCUUACAUGAUUUUGCGUGCCCAAAUCGUCGUCGGUGUUAUUACCAUUUAUGUAAUUAUAUUAUUAUUAUUAUUACUAUUACUUAUUACAUGUAUCAUAUCACCUAUAUGAUUUAUUAUCAUUAUUAUAUAAUGUAUUUUAUUUAUAUAUAUUUAUAUAUUUAUAACGAACACCACCCAUUACUGCUAGUAUUACGAAUGGGAAUUAAAACACCGCCUGCUUUCAAGCCUUAAACAACAAUGCAGGAUGUUGCUGAAAGUUGUAGUAGAGACCCGUGCUACGCUGA